Messenger RNA from Priapulus caudatus, 927 nucleotides. Its product is annotated as homeobox protein Hox-B9a-like. The record is from RefSeq and is a predicted model, not a curated record. Gene Ontology annotation, molecular function: RNA polymerase II cis-regulatory region sequence-specific DNA binding; DNA-binding transcription factor activity, RNA polymerase II-specific. The transcript has 3 exons. NCBI's taxonomy places the organism in Eukaryota, Metazoa, Priapulida, Priapulimorpha, Priapulimorphida, Priapulidae. Gene Ontology annotation, biological process: regulation of transcription by RNA polymerase II. The coding region runs from base 1 to 927 and encodes 308 amino acids. Gene Ontology annotation, cellular component: nucleus.
AUGCCUAUAGAUUCAGAAGUACAGGCUCAUGUGUACAAGUCUGCGACACAACUGCCGACAAUGAUGAACGGAGCGUUUUUCGAGGACGCUGCCUGCAAGGUGGACGGACUGUCGGCGUCUUGUCUGCAACCCGGACCGCUACACGUGCCGGGUAAGCGGCUGUCGUCGACACCGGUGAUACCGCUACAUGGUUACCGUAGUCCCGGGGUCGUGCAGAAUAUAGAGACGGACGCUACGAUCGUACACAGGCCGCCGCAAGCAUGGAACUACACGACGGCUAGUGACCACGGCGGGCUGGACCCCACGCACUCACAGUUCAAGCAGAAUCUGUGUCGCGACCCCGGCCUAACUAGUGCAUAUUACCCGGCGGCCGAGAUGUCGAGAGAGCGAAAGUCGCUGGACAUCUGGCAUGGCGGUCAUCCGACGUAUAACAUACCGAAUAGUAUGCACGGACACACGGCGACGGGGGCGACGGGCACGGAUGCGUGGAACUCCUUCUCAGGACAAGGAUGGUGUAACUAUCCUUGUCCUGCUAGAUUACCUCCGCACAUGGAGUCUCAGCACCGGCCCUACCUGCACGGGGAGGAUAGACAGUCCGGGUUCGAGUCAUGCCGCACAGCGACCUCUAGUCUCUAUGAUACCACAGGUUACAACCCACUGGAAUGGACUAGCAAUGUAUCGGUGAGGAAGAAACGCAAGCCGUACACCAAGUACCAGACACUCGAACUAGAGAAAGAAUUCUUAUUCAACGCGUAUGUCUCCAAACAGAAACGCUGGGAGCUAGCGCGUACGUUGAAUCUCACCGAGCGACAGGUAAAAAUCUGGUUUCAGAACCGACGAAUGAAGAGCAAGAAGAGCAAUCAGAAAGAAACGGAGAAGCAGCGACAGCAUCAGUCGCAGGCGACUCAGCCAGCGAGUAAACUAUAA